This is a messenger RNA of Vicugna pacos (alpaca), 3848 nucleotides long. The record is from RefSeq and is a predicted model, not a curated record. Lineage: Eukaryota; Metazoa; Chordata; Mammalia; Artiodactyla; Camelidae.
GGAGGGGACGGGGCGGGGGGGAGAGUAGGGAGGAGGGGGCUGGUCAAGGGAAGUGCGACGUGUCUGUGGAGCCUUUUUUAUACCUCCUUUCCCGCAGUCCGGCAGCAGUCGCUGCCGUCGCUGCCGCCGCCACCGCCCUCGUGCGUCCUAGCGUCUCCGCUCGCAGGAGUCGGGCUCCGAGUUCCAGGGUGCCGAGCACCGUAGCAGCCCUCCAGCAUGGCCGAAGUCAAGAAACAGAAGACGGGGAACCAGCAGAAAUCCACCAAUGUUGUCUAUCAGGCCCACCACGUGAGCAGGAACAAGCGAGGGCAGGUGGUAGGAACCAGGGGCGGAUUCCGAGGGUGCACCGUGUGGCUCACAGGUCUCUCUGGUGCUGGAAAAACAACGAUCAGUUUUGCUCUGGAAGAGUAUCUCGUCUCCCACGCCAUCCCUUGCUACUCCCUCGAUGGGGACAACAUCCGUCACGGCCUCAACAAAAACCUUGGAUUCUCUCCCUGGGACAGAGAGGAAAACAUCCGCCGGAUUGCCGAGGUGGCCAAGCUGUUCGCUGACGCUGGUCUGGUCUGCAUCACCAGCUUCAUUUCUCCUUUCACAAAGGACCGUGAGAAUGCCCGCAAAAUCCAUGAAUCGGCAGGACUGCCAUUCUUUGAGAUAUUUGUAGAUGCGCCUCUAAACAUCUGUGAGAGCAGAGAUGUAAAAGGCCUCUACAAACGGGCCCGAGCUGGGGAGAUCAAAGGCUUUACGGGUAUUGAUUCUGAUUAUGAGAAACCUGAAACUCCCGAGCUUGUGCUUAAAACCAACUUGUCCUCAGUGAGCGACUGUGUGCAGCAGGUGGUGGAGCUUCUGCAAGAGCAGAACAUUGUACCCCAUACUAUAAUCAAAGGCAUCCACGAACUCUUUGUGCCAGAAAACAAACUCGACCAAGUCCGAGCUGAGGCUGAAGCUCUUCCUUCACUAUCGAUUACCAAGCUGGAUCUUCAGUGGGUCCAAGUUUUGAGUGAAGGCUGGGCCACUCCCCUUAAAGGGCAGCACAGCUUGUAUGUUCUGUUCAUGCAUUACCUGGCUCUCUCCACAGACGGAGUGAUCAACAUGAGCAUUCCCAUUGUUCUGCCUGUCUCUGUGGACGACAAGACACGACUGGAAGGGUGCGGCGAGUUUGUCCUGACAUAUGAAGGACGGAGGGUGGCUAUCUUACAAGACCCUGAAUUCUACGAACAUAGAAAAGAGGAGCGUUGUUCCUAUGUGUGGGGCACAAUGUGUGCAAAACACCCCUAUAUCAAAAUGGUGAUGGAAAGUGGGGAUUGGCUGGUUGGUGGUGACCUUCAGGUACUGGAGAGAAUAAGGUGGAAUGAUGGGUUGGACCAAUACCGCCUGACACCUUCGGAGCUCAAACAGAAAUGUAAAGAAAUGAAUGCAGAUGCAGUGUUCGCAUUUCAGUUGCGCAAUCCUGUCCACAAUGGCCAUGCUCUGUUGAUGCAGGACACCCACCGCCGGCUCCUGGAGAGGGGCUACAAGCACCCAGUCCUCCUGCUCCACCCUCUGGGUGGCUGGACCAAGGAUGACGAUGUGCCCCUGGAGUGGCGGAUGAAGCAGCAUGCAGCAGUGCUUGAGGAAGGGGUUUUGGAUCCCAAGUCAACCAUUGUUGCCAUCUUCCCAUCUCCCAUGUUAUAUGCUGGCCCCACAGAGGUUCAGUGGCACUGCAGGUCCCGGAUGAUUGCAGGGGCCAGUUUCUACAUUGUGGGCCGGGACCCUGCAGGAAUGCCCCACCCUGAGACCAAGAAAGACCUGUAUGAACCCACUCACGGGGGCAAGGUUUUGACCAUGGCCCCUGGUCUCACCUCUGUGGAAAUCAUCCCAUUCCGAGUGGCUGCCUACAACAAAGCCAAAAAAGCCAUGGACUUCUAUGAUCCAGAAAGGCACAACGAGUUCGACUUCAUCUCAGGAACUCGUAUGAGGAAGCUGGCCCGGGAAGGAGAAAACCCCCCAGACGGCUUCAUGGCCCCCAAAGCAUGGAAGGUCCUGACAGACUAUUACAGGUCCCUGGAGAAGAACGACUAAGUGGCCUUCAGCCCUAGAGCUGCUUUCCGAAGUGCUCUUUGAUUUCCUUCUCUAUUUUUGUGAUUAGAUGCUUUGUAUCCAAUUACUUCUCAAUGACUGAUUUUAAAGUUAGUGUUUUAUAAUGAGGUAGAAAUGUCUAUAAUUUAAAGUCAACAAUGUAUAUAUACACACAUAUACACGUAUGUAUGUAUGUGUGUGUGUGUAUAUAUAUAUAUAAAGUAAAACUGAAGACCAAACCUUAGCAGGUGGAAGCAAUACUGUUAAUAUUUCAGAAUGAAAUUAGCUGUAUUCUCUACUGCAUCUGAGCAGUAGGUCCAAGGUUUCUUAAAGCUUUGACCAUGUGUCCAGUUUAAGUGCCAAAAAGGCAAAGCGUAUUUUCCAGCUUAAGUCUCGCCGGCCUGUGCUCUCCCAGUGUCAUAUACCAGUAGUAAAAGAAAUCAGAUGGGCAUCCCUUUCUAGACAGCUGACAAAAAGUAGUAAUAAUAUAAUGAUCUCAUUGUAAAUGAGGUGUGGCUCAUGUCAAGAUUCUUGCUAGUCUUUCGCCUCACGCCCAUGUACAGCCUUACUGCCCGAUCUCUUAUGUGCUGAAGUAUAUAACCUGACUGGAGAAACCAAAUAUGUGGAAAUGUACAUUUAAUCUCUGAGAGCUAUGCAGCCGAGUUCUGCCACGAAAGUUGUACUGUCUGGUAAGAAGAGAAGUCUUAAUGUUUUUCUGUGAAUAUUGUAACUCCAGUUAAAUGGCAACUUUUAAUUGGAUAGCAUAGAGAGCUCUGAUGAAAAGAUGUGCGCCCGGGGCUCAAUCUGGCAAUGUUGUGGAAAGGUAACUUUCUCUCCUCUUUGCUGUGGUCACUGUGUCCUGCAGAGAGGCUGUGCCUAUUUACUGCAGCGGCAGCAGCUGUGACCAUAAAUGGUUCACACCAUAAAACCAGCGAGCUGCUGGAACUGGACAAAAAGGCAGAAAUUCCAACCCUUUCAUCUUAGAGGUGACCAAACUAAGACAAUGCACAAGCACAGGUUCAGGAGCUGCCGAGCACCGUAACAGAGCCGCCAGGUCGGCAUCUUAGGGAGGACUGGUGGCACUGAACCAGCGCCCAGCCCACUUGACUCCCAGUCUGGUGCUCUGUCUACACUGUACAACACAGGAGCUGGAGCUGGUUCCCUCAACUGCUUAACAAAACUCUCUGAACAGAGGGCACUUACAAAGCAGCUUUCUUGGAUGCUGGAAGUUCCAGAGUUUUUUAAACCCAGCUGAUUUGACUGUAAUUGGGAAAAACUUUUCCAAAGACUUGCUGUCCUGAGACAUCCAACUUCUGAUGGCUUCGCUUCCUGGGAGGCAAUCUUUUGCACCUUAUGCAUAAUUCCUUGUUACCGAGGAAUAUAUGAAGAGACAGUACCUUUUGUACAUAGGUCUCUCUGGAAGGGACUUCUUAGACUGGAAAGAGAAAACUGUGAUUUUUUUUUUCAUUUUCAUUUAAAAAAAUGCUAACCCUAGCUAAUGAAAGUUCUUUUGAGAAUAAAUUACUUACAGUGGCCACAGCAAAGUAUAACUGUCUUUAAUAGUGUAGUGCCUAUAUUCAUUUAAUCAGAUGUCCUCACUACUGCCUUUUUUAAAAAGCAGCAUAUUUAUUGAAAACAGGAGACAAGAUGUAGUGCCUUAGCCAUGUAUUUUGUGAUUUUUAAAAAUAUAUUUAAAACUGCUCUUCUGCUCUAAUACCACACUUAGUGCAAAUGAUUAAUUCUAUUGUACAACUGAUUCUUGUUCCUAUUUUAAUAAAUUUCUCAAAAUGAAG